AACGCGUAGUAACAUACCUUACAGAUUCAAUUAAAAGAGCCCAGUAUAUCUUAUCAGAGUCAAUUGUCAACUGUUUCAAAUUGAAUGACUCCAAUCAAUGACAUCACACGCUAAAAGAGUACAGGCUUUAAUUGAGAGCAACGGGGACUCGCCAGCGACUGUUCUAACCUCAAAUGAGACGCUCGUCUGUGAAAAAGUCACAUAAAAUAAAAUAAAAUGACCUUUAUCAUUGGAUUCAUAUGCUCGCUGAUACUGGCAGCACUCAUCGUGAUAUGGAUAAUAUACUGCAUGUUCUUCAAAGAGAAACCAAAAUCGGAAGCGUAUCAAUUUUCGAUAUCUGAUUUGCGUCGCAAAAACUACGAGAUAGCCCAAGAACAGGAGGUAACCAAUGAAAAAGUGAAAGAGGUGACAGCAGGCAUCUUCAUAUUGCCUUCCAAAAAGAAGCAUGAUAAUAUAGAGAGUUAUAUUGACAAGAGGCCUGAUUACCCAGAAGGAACUAUAGGAAACAUACAGCCGAGAAUGGAUAACUUGAUAGAGAUAUUCGACGAUAGUACCCUAGAAGCGGACAAACGGUGUGGGCUGGAGGCCGAGACAUACCAGAGUGACGUAUGAAUUGCACAGUACCGAUACAUUGAUAAAUGAGGCCUUACACAAUGUUUGAUAUUAUGCUUAGUCGCAAGAUUUGUUACUUUAAGGUGCCUCUUCACAAUGACCCAUGCUGGCCCACUAAAGGCCAUCGCCAUUGACCAUCGUCCGCCAUCAUACACCACUACCCCGUCUGUACAGUGGCGAUGGCUUGUAGUGGGCCAGCAUGGACCAUUGUGAAGUGGCACCUUUAUAGAGUGA
Molecule: messenger RNA, 846 nt
Organism: Aricia agestis (brown argus)
Lineage: Eukaryota; Metazoa; Arthropoda; Insecta; Lepidoptera; Lycaenidae
Exons: 2
Coding region: 217-612 (131 amino acids)
Source: RefSeq, a predicted model, not a curated record